Messenger RNA from Anguilla anguilla (European eel), 623 nucleotides. It is a transcript of the gene dnajc5b, whose product is annotated as DnaJ (Hsp40) homolog, subfamily C, member 5 beta. The record is from RefSeq and is a predicted model, not a curated record. NCBI's taxonomy places the organism in Eukaryota, Metazoa, Chordata, Actinopteri, Anguilliformes, Anguillidae. The transcript is spliced from 4 exons. The coding region runs from base 1 to 582 and encodes 193 amino acids.
AUGUCUGAGCAGAGGCAACGCACACUCUCCACGUCAGGAGAGGCCCUUUACCAGGUGCUGGGCCUGGACAAGAGCUGCACCCAUGAAGACAUUAAGAAGUCCUACAGGAAACUAGCUUUAAGAUAUCACCCAGACAAGAAUCCAGAAAACCCUGAUGCCACAGACAAAUUCAAAGAGAUAAACAACGCUCAUGCCACACUGUCGGACGUGACCAAAAGAAACAUUUACGACAAGUACGGCUCCCUCGGUCUCUACGUCUCGCAGCAGUUUGGGGAAGAGAAUGUCAACACAUACUUCAUGCUGUCCAGCUGGUGGGCUAAGGCCCUCUUUGGCAUCUGCGGCAUACUGACGGGCUGCUACUUCUGCUGCUGCCUGUGCUGCUGCUGCAACUGCUGCUGUGGGAAGUGUAAGCCCCACCCGCCGGGCGAGGAGGACCCAGAGUACUUUGAGUCUCCUGAGGACCUGGAGGAGCAGAUCCGCACUGACAUGGAGAGAGAUGGUGACACCCCCAUUGUGCUCCAGCCAACCAACGCCAGCGAGAAGACCCAGCUAAUUGGGGAUGGACACCGGACCUACACCUAAUUACAGGGACGCUCCGUUCACACCACCUCAGAGGUUAUCGU